UUAGAAUGCCUCUCGUAGCACGUUGUAUUGAGCCGCGCUAUUUGUGCCGAGAGAAGAUUCCCAAUGUUCGCAGUGAACUGGAAUGUAUGACCAACAUCACGCUAUCUAAUGUCAUCAGGCAGCUGGGAAGUUUGAGCUGCUAUGCAGAAGACAUCUUUGGAGAGCUGUUUACUGAAGCAAGUAUGUUUGCCCAGCGUGUGGGAAUGCUGGGUGAGAGAGUGGAAAAGCUACAGGUCAAAGUGACCCAGCUUGAUCCUAAAGAAGAAGAGGUUUCUCUGCAGGGCAUAAACACGAGAAAAGCAUUUCACAGUAGUACCCUGCAAGAUCAACAACUCUUUGUACGCGAUUCUCUUUCGGUUCCUGUCUGUGAAACAUAUGCUACCUGUGACAUGCCACCACCACUCAACAUUCUUACCCCAUACAGGGAAGAUAGAAAGGAGGCCUUGAAGUUUUACACAGACCCAUCCUACUUCUUUGACCUGUGGAAAGAAAAGAUGUUGCAGGACACAAAGGAUAUCAUGAAAGAAAAGCGCAAACAUAGGAGAGAAAAGAAAGAUAAUCCUAACCGUGGGAAUGUGAAUCCUCGUAAAAUCCGCACACGAAAAGAUGAAUGGGAGAAGAUGAAAAUGGGCAAGGAAUUUGAGGAACAAAAAGACAAUCUAUCAAUAUCUGAGGUUCAGUUUAAUCAGGAUGGAACCAUAAGCCCUGUGGAUGGGGUUGAUAUAUCUUUUUAUCCCCCACCGCCUUCAAAUGACGACAUUCCAAGCCCACCACCAGCUCCUGAUGAUUCUCUGCCACCUCCACCUAUGGAUUUUAGCUCACCUGGAACUACUAAUCGAGGAAGCUUUGUCAGCCCAGCCCACCCACCUCCAGCGCCUCCCAUAAGCUCUCCAAUUGGUGGAAGACCCAGUAUUUCCCCUCCUCUGGCUCCUCCACCACCACCUCCAGCUGGAAUGUUUCCAGACCCUUCCUACCUUCCUCCCCCAAGUCCACCAGCAUGCCCUCCUAUGCCUGGAUUUCCUGCUCCUCCUCCCCCUCCCCCUCCUGUGUCUUCAGUGAUGGAUUAUGCUCCUUCAUCCCCUGUUCCUCCUCCAGCCCCUCCUGCUGGAGGCCCACCUCCACCUCCACCACCACCACCACCUGGUCCACCUCCUCCUGGUCCUCCUCCUCCUGGUCCUCCUCCUCCCCCAGCUGUUACCAAAAUAGAAGGAGAAUCUUUGACCCCAAAACCAAAAACCAACCUGCCACCAGUGAGCGAUCCAAGGAGCGACCUUUUGUCUGCAAUCCGUCAAGGUUUCCAACUGCGCAAAGUGGAGCAGGAGCAGUUGGAGCAUGAGAAACGAGAUGUUGGAGGUAAUGAUGUGGCCACUAUCCUGUCUCGCCGUAUAGCUGUGGAAUACAGCGACUCUGAGAAUGACUCUUCAGAAUUCGAUGAGGAUGACUGGUCUGAUUAA
This is a messenger RNA of Staurois parvus, 1454 nucleotides long. The record is from the annotation of a GenBank genome assembly. Lineage: Eukaryota; Metazoa; Chordata; Amphibia; Anura; Ranidae.